UAAGGCGUUGACGAAUCAGGAGAGUCGGAUCCUUUCCGACCCGAAACCGAGUGAUUACCCACAACUCCCCCUCCGUCUCCUCGGCCUCUUUUCCCUGUAGCUGAAACCCUAAUCAGAUAGUAAAUUUGUUUGAAGUUUAGCACAGUUUUAGGGGAAAUUGAUAGGAAUAGGCAGAAGGAAGAUGACUGUAUCACUGUCGAAACUCCGCAAUGUGUUACCCUUCUCCAGACUCUUCAGGCAACUGGAGCUGGAUAUGGAAACUGUAGUUAAGGUACUACAACCUGGUCCACUAGGCAUUGUGGAACACAAAUUUUCUGCUGAGGAAAUACAGAAAGCCAGUGACACCGUUAAGCAUGCAGUGAGUAAUUGGCGUAGGCAGGCUAACAUUGAGAAACAUAGCCCCAUCAUGAAAGAUUUUAUUGAUGUAUGAGAGAAUUGUUUCUUCAUUUGCUGUCAAUAAUCUCAUGAAAAGACAAUAGUGUAAAUUUGUAAGCUCAAUAGAAAUAAACUAUAGUUAUACUUAUGACUAAAGCUCUAGUCGUUCUGUUUCCCAA
Molecule: messenger RNA, 554 nt
Organism: Solanum lycopersicum (tomato)
Lineage: Eukaryota; Viridiplantae; Streptophyta; Magnoliopsida; Solanales; Solanaceae
Source: RefSeq, a predicted model, not a curated record